AUGGAGUCUCCCUUUGGGAGCCAGACGCAAGCAGGCGGCGUGCCCGGCAGCCAAGACAUUACCGCCCCUGUCGCGGCCGGUCCGGGCCAAGGGCCGCCGCCGCCAUCCAUCAAAUCGCCGCCGCCUUUUGCAAGGGACCGAACACCAGCGCUAUUUUCGAGGACGAGCCAUGAUAGCAGCAGCUUGACACCAGUCACGCCUGCCGGUCCCGUCAGCCUCAACAUGGCUGCCAGCGACUUUGUCGGGACAAAUACCCGGCCAGUCCUGACAAGCCAGGCUGGUCAGGCCUCUGCCGCGGCUGGUCCGUCAAGGCAGACAUUGGAUGCGCCCCCUGCGCCCCGGCAGUUUCCCCUGCGGCUGGCGCAGGAGCAGUCACCGCCACCGACGAGCACUAGUCCACCGACGAAGGUGCUCAACCGGCCACGCAAGCGACCAGCCAAGCUGAGCCUCAUCGUGGCCCCCGCUGCUCCCAGCAGCGCCAUCUCUUCGCGCAUCGCAGCCGGCAACAACAGCGCGCUCGAUGCUCCCCAGAGAAGCUUCUCGAGCCGUUCAGUACCCAGCUCGCCAAGUGUGUCGAUUCCGCCAUUGAAAAAGGGUGACGAGGGCGGCCACCAGCUCCCAUCGCAACAAGAGGAGGAAAACAAGCAGCUUCGGGACAACCUCCGAGGUGCGCCUCGAAGGAGGCCCAGUGUGCCGUUUGGCUUGAGAAUAGCGCCGCCACCUGCCCUCAUCAUCCCGAAGAAGUCUUUCACCGCAAUGGCUCCUACGGCUAACUCGCCAUCACCCUCUGCUGGAGGAGCACGGCAGCCGCCCAUCUGGCAAGAUCCUUCGGAGCACAUCCUUUCGGGAAAUGGCUCCUCGCUUCAGCAUGCCAGAUCUGUCUAUGCGGCCGGGCCCGUCGAGGUGCUGCCUGGCCUGUUCCUCGGCGACGAGUUCAAUGCCUGUGACGAUCGCUGCCUUGCCGAUCGGGGCAUCACGACUAUCCUCAACGUCGCAAAGGAGACGACGCUCCCAUUUCAGUUUGAAAAGGGCGUCACGGAGGAUCCGUCCAGCCUCGACCUCUCGCGCCGCUUUGAGGAGCACCUCAAGCUGAGAAGGAGGAGCGAGGUGACGACGCCGACAAGUGCAACGAGGAGCAUCAAGCCUGCGGUGGCAAACGUCGUCGAGGACACACCCAUGACGGCCACGCACGAGGUCUUUUUCACUCCCGUGACGGCCUUCGCUCCCCCCUAUAGCCCUAUCGCAGCAAAGUUGGAAAACACAGAGGACCAGCGGGCUCGCAGGGCCCGUCCCGUGUCGAUGCUGCCGACGUCAAGGACAGACUCGACGAUCGUUGGGCUCCAGCGAGACCAGAAGCAGCAACUGCAGCAGCAGCAACGGGAUCGGGGGGAUGUCAGUCCGACUCAACCGCCCACCCCGUCGUCGUCCAUUCUGCGCAAUACGACGUCGACGCCGAAUCUCUUUUCACGUUUCUCUUCCUCGGCCAUCACGAACAAACGGCGCAAUAGCAAAAUGGACAAAGAUAGCGACGAUGAGGAUGAAUUCGUCGACACGAGCGACACGCCUCUCUUUGACACAUCGAUGACGCCUACGGAGAACCGUGAAUUCUCUCAUGACCGCGAGCUGGCCCGGCUCAAGCUUAAUAGCUUAGCUUCAAUGAGCGUGGACGAGGAAGACAGAGCUUCUGGCUCGCGCACGACAUCUCCCUUAUCAUCGCACCGCUCUAUCUAUUCCGAGGACACUACCCCUCCAAGCCCGACGCUGGCAUUGCCCGACGAUGCACAUGGGAUGUACAAGGCGUACGACUCGGAAGUGUCGCCAUCGUCGUCAUCGCGCGAGGGCGCGAGGGCGGCGACGACGAGUUCUUCGACAGCCACCACGACGGCGGCUACCUCGUCUUCCAGCUCGCCCAUCUCCGCCGUUGCUCUUCCUCCCAAUGCGAUCGCCCUCAAGAUCCCACCGAGCCCAUCGUCGGGCAGAAAGGAGGAGUUGCGAUACGUCAAGCUUCCUUGGACCCACGACGAGAUGGAUCUCGCUGCCGUCGAGACGGGCGGCUUCGUCGUUGGUUGCUCCAUCAUCGCUCAAGCUCUGGGCAUCGAUCUGACAUCUGGCCAAUUCUCGGCCCAGCACGAGGCGAAGCGCGGGAGUAUCCUCGUGCACUGCCAGUGCGGUGUCAGUCGCAGCGCGACGCUGGUUAUUGCCUUUGUCAUGCAGGCUGCUGCGCUUGGCUAUCCCUUUGCUGAGACCAAGAACUUGACGGGCAUGCACGACUGCUACGAAAUGGUCAAGGAUCUCUCGUCGAGCAUCAGCCCCAAUUGCAGCCUCAUCUACCAGCUCGUCGAGUGGGAGCGCUAUCUCUCAAAGGAGGCAGCCAAGCGACGGGAGGCUAACAUGGCGGCCAACUUUCCGUCAGCUUCAGUCUCGACUUCCUCUGCGUCUGCGUCUGCGAAUGCUUUGGCCCUGAAUGAGGCCACGACAUUGUCUGCCGGCGACAAUCCACAAGCGGCCCACGGCGAGUACAAACCUCAGGCCAAGGGCUGGGGCAAAGAGGCAAUGGACGAAGAGGACUGGACCCGGAUGAGGCUCGAGGAAGAGCGCAAGGAGGCGCAGGAAGACGAGUCGAAUCGACAGCGAAGGCUCCAGGAAGCGGUAGAGCAACGAAAGAGGGAUCGAGAGCGGGAGCGGGAGCAAGGCGCCAUCGAUGGAGCAAGCCCUUCCUCUUCUUCGUCGCCUUCCUCGGCUAGCGGUGGUGGCCUAGGAGCUAGGAGGAAGAAGAAGGCACCCAGUCUCAAUCUCGAAACAAGCGCCAGGGCCGGGAUCGAGAAAACGGCCCUUGAGGAAGCAGUUGUCUCUGCACCCGCUGUGUCUAUCCAAAAGUUUAGCACCAAAGCUUCUACACUCGGUCCUACGCGCGAAAGCGACGAGGAAAGGGAAGAGCCGCAAGAGCGACAGGAGCCGUCGGAGCCGGACCGUCGGGCCGCUGAGGCUGAGCGACGUGAGCAAAUACGGGCUCCUGCUCCUGCUGCCUCUCUGUCGCCCGAGGCUGCAUUGCUGUCACCAUCAAAGUCCAUGCCAGGAGCCCUACCACUGCCUUCACCCUUCGACUAUGUCGAGAAUACGCCAACGACGGCCUCCCCACGGACACCCUCGACGGCGCUCAGCAAUAACCUGCUGCAGAACGGGGGCGGAAAGACUCGUCCCAGGUCGCUGCAAGCUGCGCCCUCGGGCUAUGCCGCCGGUCGACCAGCCACUUCGCCAUUCAAUGCAAAGGCGUCUGCGCCCAUGACGACGACAUCUUCAAGCUCCUCUGGCGUGUUCGGAGCCGUGGGCCAGUCGGCGCAGGAACGCAAGGCAAAGCACCGAAGGACAUUUUCCAGCGAAUUGCCUAGCUGGAAGUCUGCCUCGUCGCUCUCUGUCCUCCUCGAUCAGUCGGCAGGUAGCAGGAGCAGCGAAAGAUGA
Molecule: messenger RNA, 3459 nt
Organism: Acaromyces ingoldii
Lineage: Eukaryota; Fungi; Basidiomycota; Exobasidiomycetes; Exobasidiales; Cryptobasidiaceae
Product: phosphatases II
Exons: 2
Coding region: 1-3459 (1152 amino acids)
Biological process (GO): protein dephosphorylation; negative regulation of MAPK cascade
Cellular component (GO): cytoplasm
Molecular function (GO): MAP kinase tyrosine/serine/threonine phosphatase activity; protein tyrosine/threonine phosphatase activity
Source: RefSeq, a predicted model, not a curated record